AUGAUGUCAUACUUGGUGGUGGUGUCUCCAUUGUAUCUGUCCUCGCGAGACUCUCAUCCAUCCAAAGACAGUAUGGCAGACUCUUCAAUGUCACUGGCCGAGGUUGAAAUGGCUUUCCAGAAGUUUGCAGUUCAUGGUGACACUAAAGCCACUGGCAAAGAGAUGAACAACAAGAACUUUGCAAAAAUGUGCAAGGACUGCCGUAUUACUGAUGGAAAAAACAUCACCACAACUGAUGUGGACAUAGUGUUCAGCAAAGUCAAGGCUAAAACAGCCAGGGUGAUCACAUUUGAACAGUUCAAGCAGGCACUGGCAGAGUUGGCUCCAAAACGCUUCAAAGGCAAGAGCCAGGAGGAGGCGCUGCAGCAGAUGUACGGCCUCAUCGCUGGGAAGGAGCCGGCAAAUGUUGGCGUCACUAAAGUUGCAAAGGCUGGAGCAGUGGACAGACUGACGGAUGCCAGUAAAUACACAGGCGCACACAAGGAGCGCUUCGACGAAUCGGGCAAAGGGAAGGGCAAGGCGGGCCGAGAGGAAAUCGCCGACACCAGCGGUUAUGUGGGAGCUUAUAAAGGCAGCGGCUCUUAUGAGGACAAAGUGAAGGAGGCAUAA
Molecule: messenger RNA, 609 nt
Organism: Knipowitschia caucasica
Lineage: Eukaryota; Metazoa; Chordata; Actinopteri; Gobiiformes; Gobiidae
Source: the annotation of a GenBank genome assembly